Molecule: messenger RNA, 1109 nt
Organism: Musa acuminata AAA Group (dessert banana)
Lineage: Eukaryota; Viridiplantae; Streptophyta; Magnoliopsida; Zingiberales; Musaceae
Exons: 3
Coding region: 122-970 (282 amino acids)
Biological process (GO): regulation of flower development
Cellular component (GO): nucleus
Molecular function (GO): protein binding; DNA-binding transcription factor activity
Source: RefSeq, a predicted model, not a curated record
CUUUUGUGCACGUCAUUCUUGAUCCUGGUUCAUCGGGCCCCACACCACCGAGCCUUCGUCCUCCCAAAAUCACGAUAAAGCCCGGCCCUCGGACACCCCGAGAUGCACCCCCCGCCAAGCCAUGUUUCAUUCCUCCUCCUCCUCCUCCUCUGCCUCCUUCGUGGACCUCGACCUUUUGCCUCAGAGCUGCUGCCCCGCCGCGUCGCAUGCCAGCGACGCCGCCACCACCCGUGGCCACUUCGACGGGAAUUCCCCCACCCACCCUCCUCUCCUCUCCCCAUCUCCUCCCUACUCCUCCUCCGCCCCGUCUAAUUACUGUCUCUCCAGAAGUAGCAGCUCUCGCUCGCUUCCUCUCCACCACCACCACGGCUUCGUUCACUCCCACCCGCUGCCCUUCCUCUCUUCUCUCCAGAAUCACCACCGGCAGCAGCAGCCACCUUUGACGCUGCUCACCUCGUCGUCCCCGCCCCCCACCUCACGCAACUUCAUCGACUCGGAUGCAGGUCCAGUGAGGCACGUCUUGAGCACCGGGAACAUCCAGGGGAUGGGCGGUGUCCUGGCUUCAGGGGAGAAGUACAACCAGGAAGGACGCGAAAUUGUCGGGAGAGUGGGGCGGUACAGCGGCCAGGAGAGGAAGGAGAGGAUCGAAAGGUACCGGAGCAAGCGAAACCAGAGGAAUUUCCACAAGAAGAUCACCUACGCAUGCAGGAAGACGUUUGCCGACAGCCGGCCGCGAGUCAAGGGUAGGUUCGCGAGGAACGGCGAUCGGGAAGCGGAGACGGAACCAGAGGCCUCGCAGAGCAGCUAUGUGGGCAAUGACAGUUGCGAGCAGGCCCAGGGCUGCAGCGGAGUGGGCGAUGACAGUGACUGGUCGAGGGAAAUGCAGGCGGAGCUGGCGGCGGACGAGGAGGCCAAGUUCUUCACUGACGAGGACCUGUGGGCCGUCUUUUCGGUGAAUCUUCUCGAGUGAGGGACAGAGAAAGACAGAAAUAGAAGACAAUUGAUGGUGGGGUUUGAUCGCCACAUAGUGGGAGCCGCAAGUACAAGUAAUAUAUGUUGUAGGUGUGUGUUGCGUCCGGGUGCGGCAGCAGCUCACGGUUUGAAUCAUA